CUAUUGCUUACCAUAAAGGGUUAAUUAAGCAAGUGUUUCUUUCAGUUUCCAUUUAUUUAAAAAGGAAGUUAAACCUUAAGAUCUUCAGCAAACUCAUAGCACUGCUGCUAGAAGACAAAGGUGACGACGACAAAAUAAGAUGUUAGGUGCUGCUGCAUUAGUAUUGCUGAUGGCAGGACUUUCUGUCUCUCUGAAUUGUCCUGAUGGAAAAUACUGUCCUGAUACCUCCACCUGCUGCAAGAGUGAACGUGGGUAUGGGUGCUGCCCUUAUCCACAUGCAGUUUGCUGCCCGGACCUGUCUCACUGCUGCCCCGAGGGCUUCCAGUGCAACAUGCAGACUCAGAUGUGUGAGAAGUCGGGGCUGCAGGCCACGGCUCCAAUGCUGAUGAAGGUGCAGGCAGAAGAGCCCAGCAUCCCCCUUGUUCCCCUGGGCUGUGCCUCUGCUGGAGGAGAAGCAGUGAUCCAAUGUACGGAGCAAGGGCUGAGUUCAGGAGACGAGGAACUGCAGGCGCAGAUGGCCCUGAGUCCGGCCCUCUCUGGCCUGCCGCAGUCCUCCAUCAUUAUCUGCGACAUGCAUUUCUUCUGCCCCACUGGUAACACGUGCUGCCAGGGCCCAACUGGACAGUGGGGCUGCUGUCCAUAUUCACUGGGCCAGUGUUGUAAGGACGGCAGACACUGCUGUGAAUAUGGCUUCAGGUGUGACUGGACAUCUUUGAAAUGCACCAAAGGAUACCUCCAGUUCCCUUCAGCUCACAGGGAGGCCCAGCCAGUUUGACUACUCCUGUUGGAAAUAGACACACCAGUUACAAAUAUCUGCUUUUACAUUGUUAUAUCCCUAAAAUACGCAUAAAAAAUUACGGCUUGCAGAAUAGAGCUCACAAAACUGGACAUCAGGAAAUAUGCAUUUUACAAGUAGCUUAGACAGAUUGCCCUUGAAGACACAGAGAAGAAAGAUUGCAGGGGGAACCAGUGAAACUAUGAAUGUGAUGUUUGCCAAUGCAAAUUGGUCUAGAUAAUUAAUACCUAUGUGUAGAAAUAUCAGAACUGUACUGUUUUUGCAGCUGAAUGAAUGAAUGAAUAAAUAAAUAAAUAAGCAGAAAUUUCA
Paramormyrops kingsleyae is the source of this 1105-nucleotide messenger RNA. RefSeq names its product progranulin-like. Gene Ontology annotation, cellular component: extracellular region. NCBI's taxonomy places the organism in Eukaryota, Metazoa, Chordata, Actinopteri, Osteoglossiformes, Mormyridae. The record is from RefSeq and is a predicted model, not a curated record.